Molecule: messenger RNA, 1648 nt
Organism: Anopheles stephensi (Asian malaria mosquito)
Lineage: Eukaryota; Metazoa; Arthropoda; Insecta; Diptera; Culicidae
Gene: yip2
Product: 3-ketoacyl-CoA thiolase, mitochondrial
Exons: 5
Coding region: 270-1466 (398 amino acids)
Biological process (GO): fatty acid beta-oxidation
Molecular function (GO): acetyl-CoA C-acetyltransferase activity
Source: RefSeq, a predicted model, not a curated record
CCAUUCCUUUUCGCUAAAACAAGAAGAAAACAUUACUAGCGGCCGUAAAUAACAGGGACUGCCGUCGUCGUUUCGCUGCUGCUCACUACUUUCUUCACUGCAAGUUGCAACAGUUGGUGGGUUCGGGUCUUGUUGUUAAAUUUGCUGUAAGCGUUUUAGAUAACGUAUUACACUAAAAGGCUGCUGUUAGCCGUGUUCUGUGUGCAAUUGUGUGUUAUUUUGUCAAGUAAAGUUUUGUUUUUAAAACCAGCAUCAGUCAUCCCAAAAAAAUGGCAGCACUUACGAAAGGAGUCUUCAUUGUGGCGGCCAAGCGUACCGCUUUCGGCACCUUCGGUGGAGCGUUCAAGAACACCAACGCAACGCAGCUGCAGACGGUAGCGGCAAAGGCGGCCCUUGAUGCGGCCGGUCUCAAGCCUGACCAGGUCGAUUCCGUAAACAUCGGCCAGGUGCUGGUACUGUCGUCGACCGAUGGUGCGUUCCUACCCCGGCACGUAUCACUCGGCUGUGGCAUACCGAUCGAACGACCAGCGCUCGGUGUGAACCGUCUGUGUGGAUCCGGUUUCCAGGCGGUCGUUAACGGAGCACAGGACAUUCUCGUCGGUGCUGCUCACAUUUCACUUACCGGUGGAGUGGACAACAUGUCCCAAACACCGUACACGCUGCGUAACAGUCGGUUUGGCAUUCCGCUCGGAACUAGCCCAGCGCUGGAGGAUGCCCUAUGGACCGGUCUAACCGACUCGUACUGCAAACUCCCCAUGGCACUGACGACCGAAAACUUGGCCGAAAAGCACAAGAUCCCGCGCGAAAAGGUGGACGAGUUUGCGUACCGUUCGCAGCAGCUCUGGAAGAAGGCCAACGACGAGGGCGUAUUUAAGACGGAAAUCACCCCCUUCAAGCUAAAGGUUAAGGUAAAGGAGGUUGACUUUGCGGUCGACGAACAUCCGCGCCCGCAGACGACGCUCGAGGGAUUGGCGAAGCUUCCAACGCUGUUCAAGAAGAACGGUGCCGUCACCGCGGGAACUGCUUCGGGCAUUUGUGAUGGUGCUGCAGCGGUUGUUGUGGCGUCGGAGGAAGCGAUCAAGAAACACAACCUGACACCGUUGGCACGACUGGUGGCGUACAGUACGGUCGGUGUACCGCCGGAGAUUAUGGGCAUCGGUCCGGUACCGGCGAUUCGGAACGUGCUGAACGUGGCCGGACUGAAGCUCGACGAUGUGGAUCUGUUUGAGAUUAAUGAAGCGUUCAGCGCGCAAACGUUGGCUUGCGCCCAGGAACUCGGACUCGAUAUUAACAAGCUGAACCUGAACGGUGGUGCAAUUGCGCUGGGUCAUCCGCUUGGUGCUUCUGGAUCGCGUAUUACCGGCCAUCUAGUGCACGAGAUGAAGCGAAAGAACCUCAAGCGGGCUGUCGGAUCGGCAUGCAUUGGGGGAGGACAGGGUAUCGCACUGCUGCUGGAGUCCGUCUAGAAACCGCUAACAUCACCAUCAACCUAUCCAGGAAGAGCAAUCGAAAACGUACCUCAAGCAAAGUGUGUUUAUUUUUUUUGUAGCAAAACAGCAGGUUGAAAAGAUUGUGAACAAACGUUUUUGUGUAGUAUUUUUAAGAAUCUUCAACGAGUAAAACAGUGCAUUUUUGUCUAAACACUCCA